CGGCUACCACAUUCAACAAAUGAAUGUGCAAUUGUUGAUAACGUAUUCUAGGAACCAUCUGACAAGUAUACAAUAGCAUCUGCUCUUCGACGCCACAGCUUCACAUAGGGUAUCUUUGACCAAAUAGCAAGAGAGUACGAGUAGUCGGACCAAGACCGGCGGCUAUUUAUCUUCGAGGACAAGAAUCAUUCGCGAUACAGUCAAGAUACAAACUGAGGCCCCCGUAUCACCAGAAGCCGUCAAGAUAGGUCCUUCCGACAUGUGCUCCAUGGCUCCUUCCACGCACAACCAAUCUCCCCACAGUUCCAACAAUGAAGGCAAAGAAGAACCCUACCACCUCUUCGACGACGUCCUCGACCUCACCUCAGCCAAAUCUGCCGACCACGACCUCCACUUUCUCACCGCCCUCCGCUCAACCCAUCCUGACCACAUCAUCACAACUAUUCCUGUGACCAACAUCCCGCUCCUAGCCUUUGCCUCUGCAGGUUUCGCCACUUCGAUCCUCGACCUCGAAACGGACUCUUUCGCUUCCUGGCGUGGAUACAUAGGACCUUCAGGCCAAGCGCGGAAUGGAAGUCUGGCGGAGAAUGUGCACUUCGCAAAGUAUCGGUAUUUGUGGCGGGAGAAGGAAUUUGUGGUUUGGCUUGUGGGAGCAGUGCAGUAUGUGGCGCAUGUGAGGGAGAAGGGUGAGCAUCCUUUGGGGCCGAGUAGGGUGACGGAUGACUUGAUUAGGGCUGUGGGUGGGUGGUUGUUGGAUGGGGUUGUCUGGGUAUACGAUGGAUACUGGUAUCAGGACAAGAAGCUUUUCCAGCAGGUGCAGAAGGCGACUUGGGAUAAAGUCAUCCUGGAUGAGAACAUGAAGACGGAGCUGACUGAAGUCUCAGAGAAGUUCUUCAGCAGUAGGGACGUUUAUGAUGACCUUGGUGUGCCAUGGAAGCGAGGUCUACUCUUCCACGGACCACCAGGCAACGGCAAGACGAUAUCCAUCAAAGCUCUAAUGCACACGCUGCUCAAUCGAAAGGAGCCAAUCCCGACGCUAUAUGUCAAAUCCGCACCCAUGACUUACAAUAUCCAACAAGUAUUUGGGCAAGCCCGAUCAUUAGCGCCAUGCAUGUUGAUCUUGGAGGAUAUCGAAACCAUUGUCACACCGGCAACUCGGUCGUACUUCUUCAACGAAAUGGACGGCAUUGAAGACAACAGCGGUCUGUUUGUCGUUGGCUCCACAAACUAUCUAGAGAAGCUGGAUCCAGGACUCACCAGCAGGCCAAGCCGUUUCGACAGGAAGUAUCUCUUUCCACUCCCGAACGAGCACGAGAGGACGCUCUACUGUCAGUUUUGGAGGAAGAAGCUGGCCCAUAAUGACACAGUCGAUUUCCCCGAGCUGCUCUGUCCGGCAAUGGCAUCCAUCACUGAGGGUUUCAGCUUCGCAUUCUUACAGGAGUGCUUCGUCGGGAGCAUGCUGUCGCUGGUACACAAAGCUGACGUAACGAGCGAUGAAAAGCAUGACAAGGACCUCGACAAGUAUGAGCUCUGGCGAGCCUUCAAGCAGCAGGCAGAUGUGCUGCGGAAGGAGAUUCGAAAUGAGUCUGAAGAAAAUGCUGUGCAUCAGCAGACGAAAUCAUUCGACACUGUAGGCCCUUUGCCAAUGCCUGCAAUCUCAAAGCCACCUUUCUCCAGCCCAGGGGCUCUUCACAGACCGCCACAGGGUCUGACGGGACUACUGGCGGGUGGCGCUUUUGAGCAGAGCAAAGGUCAAGAUCUUCCCAAUCUGAUUGGCAAGCUCGAUGUGCAGGAUGGCGGCUCUGUUGCUCGAUUGAAUGCAGGAAAGCGCACAGUCAUCAACCCGGCUGCGUACGAGCUGAAGUGACAAGGACAACGGUACACUUGUGUAUACGGCGAAGUAGUCGUCAGCUGAGGAGAGGCUGGUGGUGCGGGAGGACGGGAAGCUCGCUUGGAAGAGCCCGAUUUGAGUGUAGGCUUCGUCAGCUGAGAUAAGAGAGUUCACAGAUCGUCUCUUGGCUCCUUCAAGCACUGUCGUCAAGCAGUACAUAUCUGCGGGUAUAUCGGAGUGAUAUUGUAGACAAUUGAUUGUUCGGUGGAGUAGACUCGUUCAGCCACGAAUCACCGCCUCAUCGGAUGUUCAGACCGAGCACAAA
Molecule: messenger RNA, 2156 nt
Organism: Cercospora beticola
Lineage: Eukaryota; Fungi; Ascomycota; Dothideomycetes; Mycosphaerellales; Mycosphaerellaceae
Biological process (GO): mitotic spindle disassembly; retrograde protein transport, ER to cytosol; autophagosome maturation
Cellular component (GO): cytosol; nucleus; VCP-NPL4-UFD1 AAA ATPase complex
Molecular function (GO): ATP hydrolysis activity; ATP binding; polyubiquitin modification-dependent protein binding
Source: RefSeq, a predicted model, not a curated record